Molecule: messenger RNA, 8763 nt
Organism: Labrus mixtus (cuckoo wrasse)
Lineage: Eukaryota; Metazoa; Chordata; Actinopteri; Labriformes; Labridae
Product: rho guanine nucleotide exchange factor 9
Exons: 15
Coding region: 395-4207 (1270 amino acids)
Molecular function (GO): guanyl-nucleotide exchange factor activity; protein binding
Source: RefSeq, a predicted model, not a curated record
UCUGUCUGCGUGAGAGCUUUAUCACAAAUCAGAGUGUCGGCGUCUGCAGAAGUUCGCAGGGCAAGAGUUCACCGGUAUGUCGCUAACUCGGGGAGUUUCUCUCAGUUUGAUGAUAGCUGACGAAGUUUAGAGGCAAAAAGAAAACACCAAACACAACGAGGUGGUCAAAGAAGUCGCUGUCCGCAACUCAGCCUUGCUCAUGGAUACAAAGUUAAGCCCGUGAAGUCCAGUGGAUAGGCGGUGGUAAAUGCGGAGUGUUUUUUUAUUGACUUAAAAGGACAUAAACGACGAUGUCUUUUGAAACGGUGAAAGUCUUCUAGAGGUAAAGGAGAGAGAAGAGCUGGAGACAUGAUGUCUAUUGGAGCUGAUAGCUGACACUGUAGAAUGAGAGAGGAUGGAGCAGACAGACAACCCUGCCCUUGAGAGCAACAACCCUAAUGGGUUUGUCAACCGAGUGUUUAAUGUUUCUCUGGAUGUGGAGAAUAAGACCAGCAGUGUUUAUAUUCAGGAGACUGGGCAAGGGCCUGAAGAGGGGCAGGGAGAGACCCAAGCUGCCUCUUCUCAGACCCCUGUCAAGGAAAGACAGGAGGUCAACCGGAGGCCUCGUGCCACAGGGGGCAUCUGGAAGAUCUUGAACCGAAAAAGAGCUGUCUCAGAGCUGGAGCGAAGACCCCACUCCAUGAUCCUGCCUGGGGAGGCUUCCCUCCCUAAACUCUCAUUUGCUGACAAAGUUCGGUCCUUCAAGAAGCUUAAAUCUCCCUCUGUGUUUAGAGGAAAGACAGGGAAACUGUCCACUUCCAAGUUCGGCAGCUCCUUGGUGGAUGAGGAAUCUUUCUGCCGAGACUUUGGCACCCCUCAGCAGUCCAGCAGGGGCACCCUGAAACACCGUGGCAAGAGACACUCUUAUGCCGGCUACACAGCAGAAUUUGACUGCUCGUUUGAAGACCUUGAUCUCACUCCAUUAGACAGCCACCAGCCCACUGUAGUGGGAGAGGCUGUGACUCAGAAUGGUUGUAAACCAUCAGAACGGGUUUGCUAUACCAAAAGAAGCCUUAACAAUUCGACAAACUGUAACAAAAUAGCUGCAGUAUGUGAAGAACCUAGCGCUCAAUGUAGCCCAAGCACCCGGCAGGGCAGAGGAAGGAGGAACAAGGAUGUGUGGAGUUACCUGAGGAGGAUUUCCCUUUUAGGGAAGACCAAUCCCGUCUACUCAGAGAGGAGUUUUGACUCCGAGCUUCCAUCUUUGGAUAAGACCUUGGACUCAGACUAUGGUUCUGUGGACUUUGAGAGUGUCAGAGACUUCCAACCUCCACGCCCAAAACACUCUGACACUAAGGGACACUUUGGGGGUCUGUUCAAGUUUUUUAACAGUGUAGCAGAGACAGCCAGAAAAUGGCGGACAACGUCACACUCCUUUUCUCCUCCAGAGGGAGAAAGGAGUCAGAUGAGCUCCCCUCGGGCCACACAACGCACAGUGGAAAAUAUUCAUAGUGUGUCCCUGACACUACACAGUGAAGGACUUCCAAAAUGCCAGCCUAUUCCAUCAUCACCAGUGACCGCUAAAUCCUCACACUCCAGUAGCUGGGACAGGGAGGCUCCAGCACCUGUGGCAGGGGAAGGAUCCCCUAAGGUGGUCUUAAGAGCCUUUAGGGCAGGUCCAGGAUCACAAGCUGUCAAUGGCCUUCAGAGUUCUGAGUGCACAGACAAAUAUACAGACAGUGACACAAAUUAUACAGCCACAACGAUAGUAGAGAAUCACAUCUCCCAAUCAGGUCCAAACACAGAGACUAAAAAAGAAGCAGAGGUUGAAAGUGCAACAUUAAACGGUGUCUGUAAGGAGGAAAAGGUAGAGAGACAGCCAGGAAAUGAGCAAGAUUCCAGGGAUGCUCCACCUGGCUCCCACCAGAGACAGGAAGUGAACGUCCAAUCACAACAAGGUGAUAAAGAGAGCACAACCAAUAGCAUACCUGCAUCAGAUUCCACAGAGGAAAUAUUUAAGCUGUGUGAGCAGAUUGCCAGCAAGACAGGCUCCAGUGUGAGACAGCCGUGCCCAGCAGGGUCCCACUCUAGCACAGAGAAGACCUCUGUACCUCAAAGGCCACUGCGCCCUCGUCCCCGCCCGGCCUCAGCCGUACUGGACCUCCGGAGGCCCAACCCGGACCGAGAACUCUACAGCCAUUACAGUGAGGUUGGAUCGCUAUGCCGGCGGAGACGCAGGCCCACUCCCACAAUGCAACACUCUCCGGGGCAGAGAAGGACGGUGGCUCGCCCCAGGCCUUGCUCUGUCAUAGAGACCAGUGUUACAAGGGAGAUGCAGUCCAUGGAGCUGCACCACAGAGCUUUGGCUCGCCCCCCUGGUGUGUCACCAUUAGAGCCCCCACUCAGGGCAUCUCUCCAGCGGUGCCGCUCCCUGCCGCUGCCACCAAGCACUCUCUCAGCCCUGGCGUUGCUUCUGCCCCAGUCAGUCAUUGGUCAGUCGUCGUCAUCCGUGCGUCUGCGGUCGGGAGGCUCUGGUAGCUGCAGGAGGAGGAGGCUGUUGAGACCUGGUUCAGAACCACUGCAGGUCAACAUUUUGAUAAGUGGAGGUUCAAUCGUCAACGCUGAGGCGGUAUGGGACCAUGUGACCAUGGCCGACCGGGAGUUGGCGUUUAAGGCCGGCGACGUCAUCAAGGUGCUGGACGCCUCCAACAAAGACUGGUGGUGGGGCCAGAUUGAUGAGGAAGAAGGAUGGUUCCCUGCCAGCUUUGUACGGGUGGAACCCCACCCUCCUCAGCCCCAAACAAAACAGGUUUUCUAUAUCAACCCCAUAGCAACUCCACGGUUCCAAAACACCACGUCAAAGCUGUGGGUAAACCAGGAGGACGGGGGAGCGGAGCCAUCAGAGGGGACCAGCGAGGUGCAGAACGGGCACCUGGACCCGACCAAUGACUGCCUGUGUCUGGGCUCGCCCCUUCAGAACCGAGACCAGAUGAGAGCUAACGUCAUCAAUGAGAUCAUGAGCACAGAGAGACACUACAUCAAACACCUCAAGGACAUCUGUGAGGGCUACCUGCGCCAGUGCAGGAAGCGUGUGGACAUGUUCAAUGACGACCAGCUGAAGGUCAUCUUUGGGAACAUCGAGGACAUCUAUCGCUUCCAGAUGGGAUUUGUUCGAGACCUGGAGAAGCAGUACAACACAGAGGAUCCACACCUUUCUGAGAUUGGACCAUGCUUUUUAGAACAUCAAGAUGGUUUUUGGAUCUAUUCUGAAUACUGUAACAACCACUUGGAUGCCUGUAUGGAGCUGAGCAAACUGAUGAGGGAUGGCAGGUACCAGCACUUCUUCGAGGCCUGUCGUCUCCUCCAGCAAAUGAUUGACAUCGCCAUCGAUGGCUUCUUGCUCACCCCUGUCCAGAAAAUCUGCAAAUAUCCACUCCAGCUGGCCGAGCUUCUCAAAUACACUGCACAGGAGCACAGUGACUAUCGAUACGUGGCAGCAGCACUGGCAGUAAUGCGGAACGUCACUCAGCAGAUCAACGAGAGGAAGAGGAGGCUGGAAAACAUUGACAAGAUCGCCCAGUGGCAGGCCUCUGUUCUAGACUGGGAGGGAGAUGAUAUCUUGGACAGGAGCUCGGAACUCAUCUACACUGGGGAGUUGUCAUGGAUCUAUCAGCCGUAUGGACGCAGCCAGCAGCGAGUCUUCUUCCUCUUUGAUCACCAGCUGGUCCUCUGUAAGAAGGACCUGAUACGCCGGGACAUCCUGUAUUAUAAGGGACGCAUCGACAUGGACCGCUACGAGGUGCGGGAUGCAUUAGACGGCCGUGACGAUGACUUCAACGUCAGCGUGAAGAAUGCAUUCAAGUUGUGCAACAAAGACAGCGAGGAGAUCCACAUCUUCCUGGCCAAGAAGCCGGAGGAGAAGAUUCGCUGGCUCAGGGCCUUCCACGAGGAGAGGAAGAUGGUGCAGGAGGACGAGAAAAUCGGUUUUGAGAUCUCUGAGUACCAGAAGCGACAGGCAGCCAUGACAGUGAGAAAGGUGACCAAACAGAAAGGUGUAAACAGGUGCACGCCCCCCUCAUACCCGCCCCCCCAGGACCCCCUCAGUGCGGGGCAUUAUGAGGUAACGGAGGACAUGGCACAAGGAGAGGUUUUUGAAUUCAGUCAAUCCAAAAGAGGCCAGGCUCCUUUCUGGCAGAAUUUUAGUAGAUUAGCUCCAUUUAAGAAAUAGAGAUUCACAGACUCUUCCGAAGGACCAGCUAUUUUUCUUAGAAGCACUAAACACUGGAUGAUCAAGUCCCUUGAUGAAGGAAAUUAUGACAAACACACAUACACACGAGACUUCAAAAGGACCAAUCUUAAUACAAGAGUGUGAUUGGAAGCAGCAAGAGGACUGAGGACUUGAGAAGUUGCGGGAAAAAAAAGAAACUUUACAAUUCAUAUAUAUGUUAGUAACAUUCUAAGUUAUCAUGCUUCUCCAGCUGAGUCGACUGUCAUGAACUCUUUCCCUCGGAUUCUACAUAUUCACAUCAUCUGAAUGUCCUGGAGUUACUGAGAUUGUUAUAUUGUUUCAUUUUGAAUUAUCUGGAAAGAAACACAAGGCCAAGCCAGGGCAUUCCUAGUAGUAUGAUUGUUUGCCAAAAUGCUGGGAUCUUGCUGCGCUGCUGCUAUGUUGAGAUUGCUCGCUGCAUUCUUCUGAAUGUGAGAUCAAAUAAUGACGGGGGGCCUCGGCUACCAGCUGCGGCGUCUGAAGGACCUGCGAAGCUCGACUGUCAGCAUCUUCUCUGAGUUAGAUCCAUUCUGCCAACGAUCACACACUGCUCAGGCAAUCUCCGCUUCACUGAUGUCUGUGUCUGGAUCUCACUCUCUCAAAAGCUUCACACUCCUCUCUCUAGCUGUUUGCAUAUAGUAGCCCUCUCUUCACCAAGUGUGACGUUCACAGAGUUUCCCUCUCACUCUGCAUCCCUCUCUCUCUCUCUCUCUCUCUCUACCUUCCUGCUCAGCCUCUAUGAGUCAGUGGCUCUCAGAGGCAGAGCUUCAUUCUUUUGGAAACCUGCCAUUGGCCAUGAUAUGAUGGGUCAGGGAACAAAUCAAUAGUUGAAACAUCAAUAGAAUAUUUACAUCCUUUCACCAAACACUUUUGACAGGGUAUUCAUAACCUAUCACACCGUGAGGGGGGGUUGAGUUUUACGGAGAGAUCGCCGCUCAGAUGAAACAGCUGGGAGCAGGAGAUAGGCAGGCUGCGGCCCACCUGCCUUGUAUCAGAGCCCCCCACGCCCCCACUCUCCCCAGAGACCACCCCUGUAGCACUGUGCUGGCAGCUCACUGGGUGUUUGGAAAGAGCACAGCCUACCUCCAGAAAGAGCUCAAAGUGAAGCUGAUGAAUUGGCCAAGGUGUAAAAUAAUUUAUCUUUCUCACGUCGGCUGUACAAAAAAAAAAAAACAGACUUCCUCAGCUGACUUAAUUCUUUCAUAUUGCUCACACUGUAAAAAAGCACAGCACAUAAUAUGCAGUCUAUGGCGUACUUUACUUGCACUUGAUUCGCAGCGAGCCAAAACACGCAAUGUCACCGAUGAGAAAUGAGAAAGGAAGCGUAAACCAGCACAAGGGGAAAUGGUCGGAACAAAGAGGCAGAUAUUUAAAGUGAACAGGACAGGCAUGUCAGCUGGUCGUGCGACGGAACUGAAAGAAAGAAAGACCCCUGCAGAAGUGUGAGCCAAUAACCACAGGGAGGCAGAAAGGUGAAUUUAAUCUGUAGCAUGCAGGUGUCCUCUCUGACAGAUUCUUGCAUCUCUGAUGACUGCAGUUUUAAAUCUUGGCACUCCUCCCCGUCACGUCGUUUUCCAGAUCUGAUCUAAUGUUCUGGCGGUUAGCUCGGCACUGUUAAAUGAUUCGCAGAGGACUAAGGCCUGGUUCAAUCAAAACUGUACCCCAAAAAAACUGCUGUGAGCGAGAUCCUGUGCUACUACAAAGAGAGGGGUUAGAAAAAAGAAGAUCUACUGAUUUAAAAUCCCAUCAUGAAGGUGUGUUUUUAUUAUUUUAUUUCUACUGUUGGCAUGUAAGUGACACAUCUCUCUAUGCUUUGUGAUCAUAUUUUGACCUCAGAUACAGAUGAAUACAUUUUGUGUUUCUAUCACCUGAUGGACUGUGCAUAUACAGUUUGACAACUUGUGCAAUGUGAAAUAUUAUGAUCUUCACUACUCACUCCAAUGUGAUAUGAAAGAGUUAUUAUAUUGUUCUGUGUCAUUCGUUUGCCUUCUUAAAGGCCUUAUAACCUAUUGGGAAACAAAAAGACCUUUUCGACUUGCUUUGUAUGUCGUGUAAUUUAUGUUUUGGUUUCAGUAAAGGAAGUUGAGAAACGGGUGAGCUGGUUUGCUGGUGUCUGUAGAGAUGGCUCCCGGUCAAAUUUUUUUUUUUUUUUGGAAGAUCACUCCCCGGUCUGGCACAGAAAAAGAGAAAUGGUUCCCAGGCCAAGAUAACCUCAGGUCCCGUGCUAAACCCACCACCACUCCCUAACCCCCUCCCCCUCCCUCUCCAUUCCCCUAUUCAACACCACCACCAGUUCCAACACACAGACGCAAGCAUGCAGGCAAACACACACACACACAUAAUCAUACGCACUUGCUGGCCCGUUCUGCUGCGUAGAAGAGAGAUGCUAUCUAACAGUGCCUUCCAGCAUUCCACUAGUGAUUAUCUAUUCAGUUUCACAGGCAGAUUUGAAUUAGUCAUGUAUUUUCCCUUCAUCGUGGGACUCGCAUCUCUCUCUUUCUCUCCCUCUCUCUCUCUCUCUGUCUAUCUCUCAUACACACUGGGAAUUCCUCAUUCCCCAGUGCAUGAGAUCCACUCGGACAGAAACUCAAGAGGUCAGGCCUUUUUCCAUACGAGUAGACACUGUGCUGUCUGACUGACUUUCAAACACCUUGUUAUUCUAUUAUAUUCUAUCACAUUUAAAAUAGCAGUCAUUUUAAUUGCACACAGAAACAAAGAAGUGAAUUCUGAUUUUAAACGUUCAGAGACUUACGUAGAUUUCCUUUACUAUCUAUUUAACAUGCUGAAAGUUUAAUUUGAGUAUUAAAGUAGAAAAACAGCUUUUCAUUAGCAAAGUUAGGUUUCACAUUUCAAAGUAUACUAAUAACCGUGAGUUACGGAUCAAAAGAAGACUCAUCUAUUUUAACCUUUCUCAGAUACACACUGUAAAUAAUGUACAAAGGACAGAUCAUAUAUUUGGAUAUUGGUAUUUUGCGUUGGGAGACGAAUGUUGUUCCAGUUCUAGCGUGCGGUAGACCUCAGUACCAGGUAAAUGCAUGCUUGUGGCAUCCAAUAUUUUGCAUGAGACUUAAGACAACUCUUAACAAGAUUGUUUAGUUUCAUUUUUAUCUCCAAUGGGGAUUCUUUCGUCCCCACAACACACACACACACAACCAUCGCUUUGUGAAGCCAUGCCAUCGUCACCUAAGGGGAGUUCUUUUUUCUCUGUCCACCUGUCUCCUGCUCACUGCUCAUCAUCACAGGUUGUAGCUUCUGUUUUUUAUUUAUUGUCGAGUAACGAGGGGGGGAGGACGUCUUCCCCCUCAUGCUGUAUCAAAGACUGAACUGUUGAGGUGAAAUGAAAGGCACUGAUGCUCUCUUUUUGCCCACAUAUAAUGGGUUCAUCUUUAUUCAAAUAUUUUAUUUUCUUUAAACUCUAACUUAUGCUGUUCUGGUCAAAACUGCUGGUUAUUAUUUUAGAAAAAAAAAAAACAUUAACCGCUGAGGCGAAACGGGUAUCAUUUUUCUAUGACAACGGUGAACCAAAUAGGAGUGAGCACUGAUCAUGGGUGUUCGUGUAUAGAUUUGUAGUCGAGCUGAAGAGCUGAAUAAAUGCAGAACCUCUCGGGAGGAGCUAAAAAUAAACAUAAUCCUGCAGACACACACACACACACACACACACACAGUACUUCAUUUUAAUUCAUAUCAUGCUCUUGUUUCUACUUAAGAAAUGAUUCUUUGAAGUACAAUGAUGUGACAGUAGAAAUGACUUCCUCACUUGUAUUUAUUAAAAGCAGUAUUAAGUAGUUUCCUUUUGCCACAUUUGUUAAGAGGUUGUAAAUAUUGCGUUUAUCUUCUAUAAUUAUCUUUCUGACCUUGUCCUGAGAGCUGAGGGGACAGCAUUUUUUCUCUCCCUCUCUCUCUCUCUCUCUCUCUCUCUCCAAGUCAUAAAACCAAGACAGCCAAGUUAGCAGAGCGUCACUCGGAUGCAUCAGAGGUUGCUCAGAUUUACGUAACUCCUCCGAAGCACAGGGAGUGCAUGAGCCGCCCGGCGUGCUCGCUCACAUUUAGCAUCGCAGCAUCUUUAGUAGGAACUCCUCGCGGCUGGUUAUGCAGUCAUGUGUGGUUGCAGAAAAGACAGGGUACAACAGAGUCUUCAACGAGCCAUAUACUGAUGUGGUGUUCAAUGACAACAUGGUUACCAGAAGACUGACAUCCCAAUUCUUUGGAAUCUAUUCAUUGUAUAUUACCAUCUAGUUUGAGGUUUGGAUUUUUGCCUAGCACUGAAGAAUUUACUCACAGUAUCCAUAUCCUUUGUCACCAUAUGCAAAAACGUGUCAUUUUCUUUCUUGCUGGCCUUUGAGUUUUGAUUAUUUGUUGUAGAAAUUAAAAACCUGAAAAAUAAUGCCUAUUCAAUCCAGAAACUGUGAAUGGGAGAGUGGAGAUGUCAACUGUAUGUACAUUAUAUGUUUUGAUGUAAUCAGAAGCACUGGGAAUAUGUUGUACUUUGCUGUAAAAAAAUAAAUCCAUAUCUGAUA